AUGCCACCCAAACGCAAGUCUGAACGCGCCGUGAGCGCAAAUGAGUCUGUUUCAACGCCUUCCAAACGGCUUCGAAAUAAUGUAGAUGCAACUCCAACUUCUGCAGCUCCAGCUUCUGCAGAAUCGGCUUCGGUGGUUGAUGUUACACCCCAGACUGGAGAAAAGAGAGGCCGUGGGCGUCCACGUAAAAAUCCCGAGAGCUCGGCUCCCAAGCCUAUUUCUGAUGCCCCUAAACGUGGCCGUGGUCGUCCACGGAAGAUUGUUUCUGAGCCAGAACCUGAGGCUGUAGCCCCAACGGGCCCCAAGAGAGGCCGUGGGCGUCCCCGCAAGGACUCAGGCGAUGCGACACCCAUCACACCGAAGAUCAAGAAGAAGGAUGGUCGUGGAAGACCCCGCAAGAACCCUGUGCCAAAUGAAGAAGCCGAAAUCACCGAGUCUAAGGUCGCGCCUGCGGCCAAUGUCAUUCCUGAAACUGGCCGCUCUUUCUGGCUGAUGAAGGCCGAGCCUGAAUCUCGCCUAGAAAAGGGCAAGGACGUGAAGUUUUCUAUUGAUGACCUGGCUGCUGCAGAAGCACCCGAGCCUUGGGAUGGUGUGCGCAACCAUGUUGCCAAAAGUCUCAUGCGCAAUAUGAAGAAGGGAGACUUUGCCUUCUUCUACCACUCGAACUGCAAAGUCCCUGGAGUUGUGGGAGUGAUGGAGAUUGUCCAGGAGUAUUCCACUGAUGAGUCCGCUUUCGAUCCCAAGCACCCAUACUACGACCCGAAGUCCAAGCGAGAAGACCCAAAGUGGGUCGUCGUCCACGUUGAAUAUCGCCGCAAACUUGGGAAGCAAGUCACCCUCCAGGAUCUGAAGUCUCAUGGCCAGACCGGAAUGCCGCUCGAGAAUCUUCAAAUGAUUAAGCAAUCCCGGCUUAGUGUGUCUUCUGUGACUCCAGCACAAUGGAAAUACAUACUGGAGCUGGCAGGCGAGGAACCACAAGAGGAGUUCAUCAGGAAGGAGUGA
Messenger RNA from Penicillium roqueforti, 1002 nucleotides. RefSeq names its product EVE domain-containing protein. Gene Ontology annotation, cellular component: nucleus; chromatin. Gene Ontology annotation, molecular function: DNA binding. The coding region runs from base 1 to 1002 and encodes 333 amino acids. The transcript is spliced from 6 exons. The record is from RefSeq and is a predicted model, not a curated record. NCBI's taxonomy places the organism in Eukaryota, Fungi, Ascomycota, Eurotiomycetes, Eurotiales, Aspergillaceae. Gene Ontology annotation, biological process: regulation of DNA-templated transcription.